CGACACAUGUUAAUUGUCACUCACCAAACCAUCACCCAGAAAACCAUACCAACCAUACUACACCAGACACUCCUCCUAACCUUCAAUUUCAUCUUUCUCUCUUUCUCUGCAUUAUAAUAGUUCUUGAAACUGGUAUUUGCAUUUAAGUUUUUUCUAACAUGGCUGGGAAUGGAGUGUUUGCAGAUACUUUGGAUGGAGAUGUGUUCAAGUACUAUGCUGAUGGAGAAUGGAAGAAAUCUUCUUCUGGGAAAAGUGUUUCCAUCAUCAACCCCACUACAAGAAAGACUCAAUACAAAGUUCAAGCUUGUUCACAAGAGGAGGUUAAUAAGGUAAUGGAUUCAGCAAAAUCAGCACAAAAGUCAUGGGCAAAGACCCCACUCUGGAAGAGGGCUGAACUUCUUCACAAGGCAGCUGCUAUACUCAAAGAGCACAAAGCUCCAAUUGCAGAGUGCCUGGUGAAAGAAAUAGCAAAGCCAGCCAAAGAUGCAGUUACUGAGGUUGUAAGAUCUGGGGAUCUGAUUUCUUACUGUGCUGAAGAAGGGGUAAGGAUUCUUGGAGAGGGAAAGUUCUUGGUAUCGGAUAGCUUUCCUGGAAAUGAAAGGACGAAAUAUUGCCUCACAUCCAAGAUUCCAUUAGGAGUGAUUUUAGCCAUUCCACCUUUUAAUUAUCCUGUGAAUCUUGCUGUCUCAAAAAUUGCUCCUGCACUGAUUGCUGGAAAUUCCAUUGUGCUCAAGCCUCCAACUCAGGGAGCUGUUUCUGCUUUGCACAUGGUUCAUUGCUUUCACUUGGCUGGUUUUCCCAAAGGCCUAAUCAGCUGUGUCACUGGCAAAGGCUCAGAGAUUGGUGACUUCCUUACUAUGCAUCCAGGAGUGAACUGUAUAAGCUUCACUGGUGGAGAUACUGGCAUUGCUAUCUCAAAGAAAGCAGGCAUGAUUCCUCUGCAAAUGGAAUUGGGAGGAAAAGAUGCCUGCAUUGUACUUGAGGAUGCUGACUUGGAUUUGGUUGCUGCAAACAUUAUAAAAGGAGGUUUUUCAUACAGUGGUCAGAGGUGCACUGCUGUUAAGGUAGUCCUGGUAAUGGAAUCCGUUGCUGAUGCUAUGAUUGAGAAAGUGAAGGCUAAGGUGGCAAAACUAAGUGUUGGACCCCCUGAGAAUGACUGUGAUAUCACCCCAGUUGUGUCAGAAUCAUCAGCCAAUUUCAUUGAAGGCCUUGUCAUGGAUGCUAAACAGAAAGGUGCAACAUUCUGCCAGGAAUACAAAAGAGAAGGGAAUCUCAUUUGGCCUUUGCUAUUGGAUAAUGUUAGGCCGGACAUGAGAAUUGCAUGGGAGGAGCCAUUUGGACCAGUUUUGCCAGUAAUUAGGAUCAAUUCUGUUGAAGAAGGAAUCCACCAUUGUAAUGCUAGCAACUUUGGACUUCAGGGAUGUGUCUUCACAAAGGAUGUCAACAAAGCAAUAUUGAUCAGUGAUGCAAUGGAAACAGGAACAGUUCAGAUAAAUUCUGCUCCAGCUCGUGGGCCAGAUCAUUUUCCCUUUCAGGGUAUAAAGGACAGUGGGAUUGGAUCUCAAGGGAUUACCAACAGCAUUAACAUGAUGACCAAGGUCAAAACGACUGUGAUCAACUUACCAAGCCCUUCUUACACCAUGGGCUAGUAAUAGCAUAGUAAUACCAUGGGGGAAAAGUCUAUUUACAAGUAGUUCUAUAAAUCAUAGUGAGCCUACAAACCGCAUGAGUUUAGCAUUGCGUUCUCUUUUGUAACUGGGACUCAGAUAAAUAAAUAACGAGUGUGAUAGAUCUGUCACGUAGCUA
Messenger RNA from Gastrolobium bilobum, 1806 nucleotides. Its product is annotated as NADP-dependent glyceraldehyde-3-phosphate dehydrogenase. Gene Ontology annotation, molecular function: lactaldehyde dehydrogenase (NAD+) activity. Lineage: Eukaryota; Viridiplantae; Streptophyta; Magnoliopsida; Fabales; Fabaceae. Bases 159 to 1649 code for a protein of 496 amino acids. The record is from RefSeq and is a predicted model, not a curated record. The transcript is spliced from 9 exons.